This is a messenger RNA of Anolis carolinensis (green anole), 1404 nucleotides long. RefSeq names its product chromosome 3 C11orf87 homolog (gene c3h11orf87). The transcript has 2 exons. Lineage: Eukaryota; Metazoa; Chordata; Lepidosauria; Squamata; Anolidae. The coding region runs from base 293 to 766 and encodes 157 amino acids. The record is from RefSeq and is a predicted model, not a curated record.
UCCUACUCAACGGAGUGGUGCGGGCUGCGUGACGUCACCGCCCGGGCUGGCUAUAGUCUCGGAGGCGGGCUCGGCUGGCUUCAGUCCGCGCCUCCCGCAGCAGCCGGACCCAGCGUGGGCUCCCGACCGGGCACCGCUUCCCCUCCCGACGGGCGCAGGCUGGUGAAGAAGGAGGAGGAGAGAGUGAGAGAGCAAAGCAUUUCCUCAGCCAGGGUCCCAUUGCCGGCAUCCCAUUUCAAGCCCAUCUGCAGGGAGAGGAGGAGGGGUCCUGCCUUUCCAGAAAGCCUCCUCCAUGAAUGCCAAGCUCUCCAAGGAGUUGAGGCUCUCCUUGCCGCCCUGCCUCUCCAACUGGACGUGGGGCUCCUCCAACGCCAGCAGCAGCAGCGGCACUUGCGUCACCCAGAUGGAGCAGCUCUUCCAGUCCUUCUCCUCCACGGUGGUGCUCAUCGUCCUGGUGGCCCUCAUCCUCUGCCUGAUCCUGCUCUCCCUCAUCACCUUCCACGUCCACAAGAGGAAGAUGAAGAAGCGGAAGAUGCAGAAGGCUCAGGAGGAGUACGAGCGCGACCACUGCAGCAGUGCUAGCAGUGCUGGGGUUGGCCAGCCCUUUGAAAUACCCCAAGGGGGAGAGUUGUCCAGGCUGGGAAGAUCCACUCGGGAUUCUAGUGUCCAGUGUACUGACCCCGAACCCCGGAGCACGCGCCCCCAAUCGUGUUCGGACACACAAUCAGACACGCCGGGGCUUUUGCAAACAGUGGUAUUGUCUUGAUUUUAUCGACCGAUUGGUUUUAAUUUUUUGUGGGGACUCCGCCAAAAGACAGUGUUUGGUGCUUGUACAUAUUUGAGCCCUUAUUAUUAUUAUUAUUAUAAUCUUGAAGAAGAAGAAGAUAAAGAAGAAGACAAAUAAUAUUAUUACUAAGAACCAAACCAGCGAACCAGAAUCCAAACGCAUGACAAAUUGCACUGCGUUUUUUUUCCCAUUGACUUUUUGCAAGGAGGAAGGCUGCGUCUUUAUUUAUUUAUUCCUUUUAGAGAAGAUAUGGUUUGGGUGAGAGGGAGGGAGGGAGGGAGAGCGGCACUGUGCUACCAAAUAUAUAAAUAACCUACCCUGAAAGGAAUGGUGCAAGCAGUACAUUUGCGGUGUAUGCAUCCAAACGAUCCAGAUGAUCUAUAUUUCCUGAUUCUCUUUUUAUUGGGAAUUCUGUUUUAAGUGUCAUGGUAUUUAAAGGACUGUUCUGAAAUCCGACUGAUAAGAAUGAGAAAAGGGAGGGAGAGCUGAAGGGGGUGGGGUGGGAAUGGAGCAGAAACGGAAAGGCAAGGCGACUUAUCAAUGGGAAUUUAGAGUUUCCUCUCAAUGGCAUUGCAGGGUGGGAUUGUCCUUUCCCCAGUUGGCAAUGAACAACGAAU